UCGCAUGGUCCGUCCGCUCAGGUCAUUUUUUUAUUAUACUCCAAUUUAAAAAAAACAAACAUGUCUUUUCGGAACAUAUCCAAAGAGACGCUGGCUGGAUCGGUCACGUUGGGAUUCAUUUUCGUAGCGGGCUAUUUUCUCAUGAAGAGAAAACCGUUCAGAAUGAUCUCCAAAAGUCACUGCGGCGGCAAAAACGACCCGCUGAUGCAGUACGUCCUCCGUCACUCCAUGAGGGAGCAUCCCGCCUUGGCCAAACUCAGAGAGACGACACUGGCGCAGAACGGCAACCGUAUGAUGGUGGCCUGUGAGCAGUCGCAGUUCAUGGCCAAUUUGGUCAGACUGAUCAAAUCCAAGAAGGCCAUAGAGAUUGGAGUGUACACUGGGUACAACACGCUGAACAUGGCCUUGGCGCUGCCCGAGGACGGUGUCGUGGUUGCGUGCGACAUCGAUGAAAACUUUGUCAAUGUGGGCAAACCCUUCUGGAAAGAGGCAGGGGUGGAGAAAAAGAUUGAUCUGCGCAUUCAGCCGGCGCUGAACACACUGGAUGACCUCUUGGCUGCUGGCGAUGCUGAAACUUUUGACUUUGUCUUCAUUGAUGCUGAUAAGGUGAACUAUGACCCCUACUAUGAAAAGUCCUUGAAGCUCAUAAGAAAAGGAGGCAUCAUUGCCAUCGACAACGUGCUUUGGGGCGGCAGGGUCCUGCAGCCGGCCGCCGAUGACCUGGACACGGUUGCCAUCGACAAACUGAACAAGAAGCUGCACCGAGAUGCUCGAAUCAAUCUGAGCAUGCUCACUAUAGGAGACGGCCUCACGCUGGCUGUGAAAUUGUAGUCCAUUCAGUGCAAUUGUGGGUUUUUUUUUUGUUGUAGAAAGUACAAUCCAUAGAAUUAAUUACUGAGGGGUUUUUUAACUUCAUUUUGCCUCUCUUUGUUGACUCAACAAGAGUACAUUGCCUCAAAAAGCAUGUCUCCAAACAACUGAGAUGUCUUAAAUAUUUUUGUAUUUUGAUUUAGGAUUAAAUUUCUACAAAACCUUGA
Nerophis lumbriciformis (worm pipefish) is the source of this 1037-nucleotide messenger RNA. RefSeq names its product catechol O-methyltransferase domain-containing protein 1-like. NCBI's taxonomy places the organism in Eukaryota, Metazoa, Chordata, Actinopteri, Syngnathiformes, Syngnathidae. The record is from RefSeq and is a predicted model, not a curated record. Gene Ontology annotation, molecular function: O-methyltransferase activity; S-adenosylmethionine-dependent methyltransferase activity.